Suillus fuscotomentosus is the source of this 1053-nucleotide messenger RNA. RefSeq lists its product as uncharacterized. The transcript is spliced from 8 exons. The coding region runs from base 1 to 1053 and encodes 350 amino acids. Lineage: Eukaryota; Fungi; Basidiomycota; Agaricomycetes; Boletales; Suillaceae. The record is from RefSeq and is a predicted model, not a curated record.
AUGACCACCCAGGACACCACUUCCAGCGUUCCGAACAAACGUGGCUCUUCAGCCCUCCAGAUGGGACCUCGCAAAAAAGCCUCCUCAUCUGAUCCACUAGUAUCCCAUGGACGUCACUUCGGUCGAACGGUAUUCGCCCUGUGUAAUUACCCCUCCUUGCUCACCAACGGUGUUUUGAGACUUGAACAAAUCGAAGAUAUUCCGUUGGAGGACUUUCCUGCCGAAGAGCGACGAGAACAUCGCGUCUUCGAGCAACUUUUGGAAUCUUAUCCCGGUCUUCUGGAGCGACUGAAAGAUGGGUCGGAAGAAGAAAUCCUUCAUGUUGGAGAGCUGAUCGGCAAGGGGGCCGCAGGCGCCAGAGGCGAUGACACAAAAACGUUGAAAUCUGCGAUACUCGAUUGGAUUUCCCCGAAAGGGGAAGCCAUACGGCCCCCUUUACAUAGGAAUUCCAAGAUCGACCGCGGUUUUAACCACGACCUUACAGGAUCUCUUCUUUGUCCCGCUGGAUUGGACUGGAAUGACCCUCAGACCAAAGAGAAACUCCGAAGCGGCGAGAUGCUGGUCUGUGGAGAUCAAUGGCCCAUUUUUUUGUAUGCCCACCACGCUUAUGACCCUGAAGACCCGUGGUGCGGUCUUCUUAGGAGCCGCUUGCUAGUAUAUGCCUACAAGCAUGUGUUUACAUCUCCGAGUUCGGUCGACAGGGAGCCAAAGGCCACGCGGUCCGGAAAUGCGCGCCUCCAUGGCAUGAAUUCCGUCACCAUCGCCUCCUUAGCGUAUAUUGCAACUCAGGUGCGAUUUGCUCUGAGCUCGUCCUCGGUGUUCUCUCGGACCGACACAACUACAGAUUCGGAGACAUUCUAUCACAGCCUCCUCGACCUCUUAGAAGACCCUGAAGAAUACAAGGAAAUCGACGAGCUGCUCACCUGGUGGAAUCGCCAGGUUUUUCCCACUUCCUCUGCGGCCAAGAGACCUAUCAGUGCCAACAGCGCCUUAUCCAAGAUCCGACAAAAACGCAUGGCCCUCAAACAAGCUUCAAAUCCUGUCUCUUCAUAA